Messenger RNA from Pelobates fuscus (common spadefoot toad), 5283 nucleotides. It is a transcript of the gene MAU2, whose product is annotated as MAU2 sister chromatid cohesion factor. Bases 81 to 1895 code for a protein of 604 amino acids. The transcript is spliced from 19 exons. Lineage: Eukaryota; Metazoa; Chordata; Amphibia; Anura; Pelobatidae. Gene Ontology annotation, biological process: maintenance of mitotic sister chromatid cohesion; mitotic sister chromatid cohesion. Gene Ontology annotation, cellular component: chromatin; SMC loading complex. The record is from RefSeq and is a predicted model, not a curated record. Gene Ontology annotation, molecular function: double-stranded DNA binding; protein binding.
ACUCCCGAGCUGCCCUGCGCGGGGCUCUCGCAGGGUUUGUUGCGGGAGGAGGGCAUGGGGCCUUGUUGUUGGGGUCAGUGAUGGCGGCUGCGGCAGUGGUCGCUCCCCAGGCUGAGGCCUCGGAGUCCUGGUACUUAGCCCUGCUGGGUUUCGCCGAACACUUCCGAACCUCCAGCCCGCCCAAGAUCCGCCUGUGUGUGCACUGCCUGCAGGCCGUCUUCCAGUUCAAGCCGCCGCAGCGCAUCGAGGCCCGGACUCACCUGCAGCUGGGCUCGGUGCUGUACCACCACACCAAGAACAGCGAGCUGGCCCGGCAGCACCUCGAGAAGGCGUGGUUCAUAUCACAACAAAUCCCACAGUUUGAAGAUGUGAAAUUUGAAGCAGCAAGUCUUUUGUCAGAGUUAUAUUGUCAAGAAAACUCUGUGGAUGCUGCUAAACCUCUUCUUCGUAAAGCUAUUCAGAUCUCCCAGCAGACCCCUUACUGGCAUUGCAGGCUUCUCUUCCAACUUGCUCAACUACACACACUUGAGAAAGAUUUGGUGUCAGCCUGUGACCUGUUAGGAGUCGGGGCUGAGUAUGCACGUGUUGUGGGCUCAGAAUACACCAGGGCAUUGUUCCUGCUCAGUAAAGGAAUGCUUUUAUUGAUGGAGCGGAAGCUGCAAGAAGUACACCCUCUUCUCACACUUUGUGGGCAAAUCGUGGAGAACUGGCAAGGCAAUCCCAUUCAGAAAGAGUCAUUACGAGUCUUCUUCCUGGUUCUUCAAGUGACACAUUACUUGGAUGCCGGGCAGGUAAAAAGUGUGAAGCCAUGCCUUAAACAGCUGCAGCAGUGCAUCCAGACUAUUUCAACUCUCCAUGAUGAUGAGAUUCUGCCUAGCAAUCCAGCCGACCUCUUUCACUGGCUACCCAAAGAGCACAUGUGUGUUCUUGUUUACUUGGUAACAGUCAUGCAUUCCAUGCAGGCAGGCUAUCUGGAGAAGGCCCAGAAAUACACAGACAAGGCUUUAAUGCAGUUAGAGAAACUAAAGAUGCUGGACAGCAGCCCGAUACUGUCGUCCUUCCAAGUCAUCUUACUGGAACACAUAAUUAUGUGUCGUCUGGUCACAGGACACAAAGCCACAGCAUUACAAGAGAUAUCCCAAGUCUGUCAGUUGUGUCAACAAUCCCCAAGGCUGUUUUCUAACCACGCUGCCCAACUGCACACAUUACUGGGUUUAUAUUGCAUCUCUGUGAAUUGUAUGGAUAAUGCAGAGGCCCAGUUCACAACAGCUCUGAGGCUCACCACGCACCAAGAACUAUGGACUUUUAUAGUGACAAACUUGGCUAGUGUUUACAUUCGGGAGGGGAACAGACAUCAAGAUCUUUACAGUUUACUGGAAAGAAUUAACCCAGACCACAAUUUCCCAGUAAGCUCCCACUGCCUGCGUGCAGCUGCAUUUUACAUCCGUGGACUCUUCUCCUUCUUCCAAGGCAGAUACAAUGAAGCAAAGCGUUUUUUGCGUGAAACCUUAAAGAUGUCUAAUGCUGAAGAUCUGAACCGAUUGACGGCUUGCUCCCUGGUGCUCCUGGGUCAUAUCUUCUAUGUACUGGGGAAUCACAGGGAGAGUAACAAUAUGGUUGUCCCAGCCAUGCAACUGGCCAGCAAGAUUCCAGACAUGUCCGUGCAGCUAUGGUCCUCUGCUCUGCUACGAGAUUUAAACAAAGCCUGUGGGAACACAAUGGAUGCCCAUGAGGCAGCCCAGAUGCAUCAAAACUUCUCCCAGCAGCUGCUCCAGGAUCACAUUGAGGCCUGCAGUCUUCCUGAACACAAUCUUAUAACGUGGACGGAUGGUUCUCCCCCUGUACAGUUUCAAGCUCAAAAUGGACCUACUACCAGCCUAGCCAGCCUUUUGUAAAAUCUUUGCUAAAAUAUUGAAGGACUGAUCCAGCAUUCAACUAGUAGCACCCUUUUCAUCCCAGAGGUCCAUAAUCGCGAAAGAACUCCAUGUAUUUUUAUAACUUGCCAUACCACAAUUUAGUUGACACCAGACUCUGAGCGUGUGGUCAGGAUACCCCAUCUCAAAACUGCAGCUACACAAUGGAUGGGAAUGACUUUCCAAAUGUGUGCUCUAAAGACUCUGAAUUCUGGAGACAGAGCUACUAAAAUUCUGACACCCUCCGACAGUUCCACCUCCAAACUCACAGUGUACUGAAAGAAUUUGUACCUCCACUACUUUUAUGGAAAAAGAAAUUGGAAGAAUAUACCACAACAACGUAUCACAGCGGAUUUAAUACCUGCCUUUCACAUUUUGUCUCCCCUCCCUAAUAGAAUUGAGAGAAGGGCAUUUUUUUAGAUUUUAUAUCCAUAAAUAUAAAUAUAUAUAUAUAAAAUACUUAAAUUUUAUCAACAUUUAGACUUUAACAUGCACACAUACGGUUUUAUGAUAUUGCUCCCCCUCUCCUCCCUUCUCCAGUGUGGAUUAUAUUGUAAUAUUUGCAAGGAGAUCAGUCAUUUUUUUGACAUUUGGAUAUAGUUUUGUAGUUUGGAGAAAUGCCUCUUCAGACUUAAGUCGUUAUAUGCUGAAGCAUCACUUGGGCCCCUUUGCUGCCACAGCACAAGCUGUCGGCUGCCAAAGGGGUUAAUUUAUCCCUCAUGUGUAGGGAUACUUUAAUAGCUUAAAUAAAAUGAUUACGGUCUGUUUUUUUUUUUUUUUUUUUUAAAUUAUUAGGAAAUAUUUUUUAAAACCUUUUCUAUUUAUCUUGAUAAAGAAAAAAAAACUGUACCUAUUGUAACCUGAAUAAUUUUUAAAGCAAUUUUGGAAGCCCUAAUCUGUUCCCUAACCUGUUCAUUUUCACGCUUCAAAUUUUCUGUGAACUUCUUAGCUGCAGUUCUCUUUUAGUUCUCCAUUGAAAUGCACCUAAAAUAUGCCCCCUGACUCAUUGGAACUCAUUACUUUGGUUAUGUGUUUUCACCGUGGUCUCAGUCGAAGUAUGAAAGGUUAUGCAGUUAUAUUUUCAGAUUUCAUCUUUGUCGUCCAUAACCAGUUUUUUUUUUUUUUUUUUAUAAGUUAGUGUUUGUAUUAUCUCUUCUCUUUGAGUGUGUUCAUGGAAAAGGUAGGGUGUAUUCCCUAAGCUGGGAAUUUAACUAGGGCAUUGCAAAUUUUGGGCUUAAUUUUAGAACAAUAAAACUUCUUGUAAACAUUGUAGAGCAUUUCUAAUUGAGUUUGCAGCGAAUCAUAAUUAAUGCUGGGAUAUAUUGGAAUGGGGUUUUUUAAACCCAGUAUUUAUUGCACGUGCUUUGUAGAUGUGCAAACACAGACCAGUAUGCAAACCUACUGGUCAUAUUUUCUUUAAUUUAUUUGCUGGCAAGUUUAAUAGCUUGGUGUAUAUUCAUUAUUAUAUAUUUUUUUUUAUUUCUUACCGAAAGAAAAUCAUGUCAUGCAAACAAUAUACAUGACCGGUCCAUAUUAAAAGAAAGAAGGCAAAAUCCUGCCUCUUCUCCUUUUUAAGGCUUGCACAGUAUAAAAUAUGCAGCCAAAUCAGAGAGCCCAGACUAAUAUCGCUUAGGAACAAAGUUCUGCUUGUGGCAUUGCACGAGCAUGCUCUGUAUCCUCUAAGCACAGCCUUUUCCAGAGAUGGAUUUUCCUAGCUAAAACAAGAGACAGGAAAGUAGCAUUUGUAAAUGUUCCCUGAAGAAAGAUUGCACUGGAGAAUUGUUUUGCAGGGGCUUCAAACUUCCCUUUCUAGUACGUUGCCAGACGUCACUCUGGGCCUAUGGGUUUGCCACCUAAUGCUGGGGUUUAGGAUGGGACAUCUGUCUUGCAAUGUUGUGUAUAACAAUCCACUCAUAGUCCAGCAUGUAAACAGAAUAUGUACAUAUUUUCACAGUACUACUAGCUCAUUCUAGGUAGUUCCACCAAUUCUAGUGUGAGAAGAACCAGCCACCUAUGUCCGUGCCUUUCCUAAUCCUUGUGAAAUUUACAGUUAUUAAUGACAUUUCCAUGUAGAACUGAUGAUCCUGUUUUCCAUUAUAUAUGUCACUGGUUUAACCUAGUAAAUUGGAUUGGUCACUUUGCCACAUGUUGGCAGAGAGCAAUCCACCAUACUAAACUGCUAUACGUCUAUUACUAAUUGUAAAUGGUCUGCCACCAUGUGCUGAAUGACAGAGAAGCCAACAUUGUCCAAGGAUCCCAGAAGUAGUGUCUGUAUUGGCUCUAUCUGUGUAACUCCACUAUAAAUGGUUGAACUUGUAUCCAGUUAAAUUAGGCAACGUCAUUUGCAAUAUCUAUGAAACUAACAAGCAUCUUGCCACAUUAUUUACUGAAUAAAAUACUAGAUUUUAACCUGGCUUUACAAUAUUGGUUAUAAUCCAUUUUAUGUGUUUUAUAAGCAGGCUGGAGUCCUAUAUGACACUAGAAUUAAAACUACACUUCUAACCAAAGUGAUAUUCCACUAAUGAAAUAAAAUAAAUAGAACUUUUUUUUAUGACGCAACAUACCAUAAAUGACCAAAAUCCUAAAAACAGAAAACUUGUAAAUUUUGGAGCUCUGUCAGAAGACAAAUGCAUAUGUUGACUUUAAACUUAUUCCAAUGAGGGCAAAUGUGUAUAUUACCAUUCUUUUGACAGGGGUAAUAUGUGUUUUUUUUUUUUUUUUUAUCUCCAGGACUGGACAGAAUCUAUGAUCCAAGUAUUGGGAGCCCAUAAAAUUGUGCUGCACUUGCUGAACUUUUAGAUUUAUUCAUUAAUGUGAGAAUUGUCAGGAAUUCAAAGUGAAUUUCAAUAUUAAGGCCUACAAACUGAAAACAUACCUGACUUGGAAAUUUUUCCAGUUUUCAGGUCCUAUUUUGACCUUAAAUUUUAAUUUCCCAACAAUUUCCACUUUAGUGAAUAAACCUGUAUGUGAUUUAUAUUAAUCACAAUUCCUUGUUCCUAAAACAUGUUGUUGAAAUGGCUCCUAAUAUAAUCUGUCUGACUCCGAAGCAGAACAUACAUUUCACCAGUCCUUUCUGUUCUGCGUGUGUUCCUGUCUGUAUAUGCAAACGCAUUUGUUUCAUUUAACAUAAUAUAAAUAUUUUAAAAAGUAAUGCAUCUAAAGUGUAUCAAAAGUACGUACAGUCUUGGCUGCAAGAUAUCGUUUUCUAAUAAAUUGUCUCACAGAAUGUUUAGAUCUGGCUGGUGCAACCUCAAGGAUAUGGUGUUUUUAAUUAUCAAAUUUUCCCCUACAAGAGAAACUUGAAACCAAUACCUAUUUAUGUUUUUACUAUUACAGCAGGAUGAUGCUAUUACUGAUAAACUAUUUGUAC